Macrosiphum euphorbiae (potato aphid) is the source of this 1389-nucleotide messenger RNA. NCBI's taxonomy places the organism in Eukaryota, Metazoa, Arthropoda, Insecta, Hemiptera, Aphididae. The record is from the annotation of a GenBank genome assembly.
AUGGACCAAUUUAAUCAACAGGACCAUCUCGUAUCACCAAAAAAGCCAAAUCCAAAAGGAAAGUUUGUGUCUUCUCGGCAAAGGACAAUGAUCAUCAACGCCUACAAAAGUAAAUUAGAGGCAAAUCCCGAAAUUUCGUUAAGACAGGUACGGACACUUCUUUCUAAAGAAUUAGGCAUUGGUAUUACGACGAUCUCUAACACGAUUACAGAAUAUCGCAAUUCCAAAACAGUUUCAUCACCUAAUCGGAAAAAAAUUUUUAAAAACGUGACUGAUAAGGUUGACGAUUUUGACAAAGAAGCGAUACGAAGAAAAGUGCAUCAGUUUUGGGUGAAUCGUGAGUUGCCAAAUUUAAAAAAAAUUUUAAAUGUUGUGACAAACGAUGACACUUUACCGAAAUUUUCAAAUACUACACUUUGGCGUCUUUUAAAAUCAAUGGGUUUCCGUUUUACAAAAAGAGGACGCAACAGUGCAUUGAUUGAAAAUAACGAAAUUCGUGCAUGGCGUAGACGGUAUAUCAGGGAUAUAAGGCAAUAUCGAGAGGAAGGUCGUCCGAUAUACUACAUCGACGAAACGUGGGUGAACGCCGGAGAUGUACCAAUAAGAGUGUGGAAUGAUACGACGGUCACAUCGAGCCGAGCUGCAUUUUCACAGGGUCUAACUACAGGAGCAGUUAACCCCACCGGAAAGGGAAAGCGGCUGAUAGUGUGUCACAUCGGCUCCGAAGAUGGAUUUGUUCCAGAUUCAUUAUUAUGCUUUGAGUCGAAGAAAAAUACCAACGACUAUCACGAUGAAAUGAAUGGCGAUACUUUCCGUGAUUGGUUUGAAGGUGUUUUACCGAGGCUUAAGGAUAAUGCGGUGAUAGUUAUGGACAACGCGCCGUACCACUCAGUGAAGUUGGAGAAAAUCCCGACAACAGCCUGGAAAAAGGCUGAUAUUAUUGGAUGGCUGCAGAGCAAGGGAGAAGUUUUUCCAAAUAAUAUGAUAAUACCGGAGCUUUUGGAUAUUGUCAAAAGAAUAAAACCUAUUUAUUCAAAAUACGCCAUUGACGAGUUGGCUUUACAGCACAACAAAACUGUGUUAAGGUUACCGCCUUACCAUUGCGAACUCAACCCCAUUGAGAUAGCUUGGUCUAUUGUAAAACGUCACGUGAAAACAAACAACAAGUCAUUCAAAUUGUUUGACGUAAAAAAUCUUUUGGUUGAAGGCAUAGACAAGGUUGACGCUGAAAUGUGGAAGAACUUCAUAAGUCACACAAUAGAUGAAGAAAAUAAGUUUUGGAGCAUCGAUGACACAGUGGACGAAUUGACGGCUGAGCACACAACAUUAGUUGCAACAUAUGGAAACAGCGACAGCGAAGAUGACGAUUUCAAUUAUUUAUCAGAUUGA